Molecule: messenger RNA, 1369 nt
Organism: Benincasa hispida (wax gourd)
Lineage: Eukaryota; Viridiplantae; Streptophyta; Magnoliopsida; Cucurbitales; Cucurbitaceae
Product: transcription factor UNE12-like
Biological process (GO): regulation of transcription by RNA polymerase II
Cellular component (GO): nucleus
Molecular function (GO): DNA-binding transcription factor activity, RNA polymerase II-specific; protein dimerization activity; RNA polymerase II cis-regulatory region sequence-specific DNA binding
Source: RefSeq, a predicted model, not a curated record
GUCAGUAAACCAAAAAGCUGAGACCAAAAAGAAAAACAAAGAAAGGGUUCCAUUUUUCAUUAUAAUUUCUCUCCUCAAAGCACUUUCUUCAAAAUCACUUCCCCUGCUGUUAUCGCCUUUCGAUUCUGCCACCCAUUUCUCCGACACCUUCCCCUUCCCCAAAAACCACUUCCAUUUUGUUCAAACUUUUCAAUUUUAUGGCCGGAAUCCCCUCUGAGGGGUUGGGGGAUGAUUUUUUCGAGCAGAUUCUGGCGGUUCCGUCGGCUUACGGCGGCGGAGGUGGCGGCGAUAUGGUGUCUAUGCCUAUGGGUUUGCAACUUGGGUCCGGCGGCGGUGGCGGCGGAGGAAUGGGUAUGCCUUUGGGACUGAAUUUAGAACAAGGGUUUUUGAGACAAGAGAGGUUUAGAGAAGAAAUUGAUGGGCAUAAUAAUAAUGCUUCUUCUUCUUCAACUGCUUCUUCAGGAAUCACUGAGAGAGAUUCUUCGAUGCAGCACAUGACGAACUUGUUUCCGACCUUUGGACAUCUGCAGACUCAACAACUCCGCCCACCGCCGCCGUUACAUCUCCACCAGCCCUUUCACAAUCAGACAACCCCCGGGACGGUAGCUGCCGUACCACAACCACCUCAAGUCCGUCCAAGAGUUCGAGCAAGACGAGGGCAAGCGACCGAUCCUCACAGUAUUGCCGAAAGGUUGCGUCGAGAAAGAAUUGCAGAAAGAAUGAAAGCCUUGCAGGAGUUAGUUCCUAGUUGCAAUAAGACUGAUCGAGCGGCAAUGCUCGAUGAAAUUGUGGAUUAUGUAAAGUUUCUUAGGCUUCAAGUAAAGGUUUUAAGCAUGAGUAGACUAGGUGGGGCUGGUGCGGUGGCUCAACUUGUGGCCGAUGUGCCCCUAUCAUCAGUCGAGGGAGAAGGCAUUGAGAGUGGCAGCAAUCAGCAAGCAUGGGAAAAGUGGUCAAGUGAUGGCACAGAGCAACAAGUAGCCAAAUUAAUGGAAGAAGAUGUGGGAGCUGCCAUGCAAUUCCUACAAUCUAAAGCUCUAUGCAUCAUGCCUAUCUCGUUAGCCUCAGCAAUCUUCAGGACACACCAAGCAGAUCCACAAAUCUUAGUCAAGCCAGAAAUGAACACUCCCUAGACCACGGGCUCUGACGACAUCGCAAUUGGCACAUGCCCUUUCUCAUACUCAACCGUUCUAAUUUUUUCUAUCUUUUCUUAACUAUGAAUAUAAUGUCAGUAUAAUAUCUAGUCUUUCUAAUUUCUUAUUUUAAGAGGCGUAUUCAAGUCAAUGCAACUGUUUUAAGCUUGAAAGUAGUACUUGAAGUGCUUCUUCUUUGCCAAGCUCAAGUUUAAAGAAAGUGAUUUUCAAAAGGUCAA